AUGUCCGGAAUCCUUUUUUCCAAUGAUUUCCCGACGUUUGCUCAGAACAUCUCAAAACACCCUUCAAAAACCGCUCACGACCGUCUCUCCACCAGACACCACCGGUCCGCUGACGCCGCGCCAGUGAUCGCAGGCCCGCUCCUGCCGACGCCCAGCCGGGCACCGGUGAACCUCCGGUGGCCCCGGCAGUCACGCGCGCCCACGCCGGGGCGUUUGCGAGACACGCAGGCAGAUGAAACCGGGCACCCCGUCACCUCCAUCCGCCUGCUGGAAGAUCAAGCCACCGCAGCAGUCGAGGACGAGACCGUACACUUUCCGGUCUUGUCUUUCGCCAAAGCUUCCCCGCAAGGUUGA
This is a messenger RNA of Durusdinium trenchii, 354 nucleotides long. The record is from the annotation of a GenBank genome assembly. Lineage: Eukaryota; Dinophyceae; Suessiales; Symbiodiniaceae.